Eleginops maclovinus (Patagonian blennie) is the source of this 3623-nucleotide messenger RNA. RefSeq names its product F-box only protein 41-like. The record is from RefSeq and is a predicted model, not a curated record. The transcript is spliced from 17 exons. Lineage: Eukaryota; Metazoa; Chordata; Actinopteri; Perciformes; Eleginopidae. Gene Ontology annotation, molecular function: protein binding. The coding region runs from base 184 to 2583 and encodes 799 amino acids.
GUUCUCAGCUGGACGGACGGUUGGUUCUAUGAUUAUGGGAUGGCUUGUUCGAACGUUCGGACUGUAAAAGAGGAGCAGGGAACCAUGGCAACCGGGAGGGGAUUAUUAUGAUUUACGUUAGAGCUGAUUGAUUGACGGCCAGACACGUUUUUCUGUUUCCUGCACAGGUGUGCAGCUCCCAGCAUGUCCUCCUCUUCCUCCUCCUCUUCCUGUCCCUCUUCCUCCUCCUCUUCCUCCUCGCUGCCCUACUUCUGCCCUCGCUGUGGCGAUGGUUUUCGUUUCUCGUCGGUACCCGAGCUCCGGGCUCACCUGGUCAGCCGACACACCUACGAGACCCUGCUGGUGCUGUCACAGGCUCGUGUCCGGAGCUCCAGAGCCGGCGUCCUGCUCCCCCUCCACGGACCCGUCAUCUCGCAGAAACAGAGCUCCUCUCUGGGCCUCUCCCUGCAGCUGGACUUGGCCUCCUCCUCCUCGACCUCCGUCCAUCUGCUCAGGGAGAUGUUCGGGGACGCUCCACCCUCUGCAGGAGCGCCAGAGGACCUCUCCAAAGCGCUGGCUCUCCCUGGGUCUGUGGAGAUACGAGAGGUGGGCGUCCUGAACCUGCAGGUCCUGGACAUCGGGCUGGAGGAGCGUCUGGGGCUCGGUCUGGAUCUUAAAAUCGGACGGAUGUUUGCGGAGGUGGAGGAGCGGGUCAACCGACGAGUGUUUCGACUGAAGGCGGAGCUUCAGAGGAGGGAGGCGGAGCUAGAGAAAGAGAGGCGGGGCCGGGAGCGGCUGAAGAGCCAGAAACAGGAAGUGGAGGAGAAAGCAGCAUACCUGUCCCGACAGGUCUCUGCUGCGGCGGAGAUGAUGGAGCGCCUGAAGAAAGAUCUGGAAGGAAAAGACAAAGAGCUGAACGAACGACAACAGGAGAUGGAGGACAUCGAGUCUUUUCUGAGGGAAACUGCAGAGAAAGAGGCAGAGGCAAAGUCCAGACUACAGGUUUUCAUCGAGGCGCUGCUGGAGCGCGCUGACCGUGCAGAGCGACAGUUGCUGCUGCUCAGCUCACACACACAUCUGUACACACACACUGAACCGUACACACACCCCUACAUACACACACAUGGACACACACCUGCAGUCGGGUGGGGGGGCCGCAGUCUGGACGCCAGCACCGAGGACGUCCUGGCAGACAAGAUGCAGGGUAGCAUCGGAAACCGGAGGAGCUACAGUGUGUCGGGCUCCUGCAGGCUGGGGGAGCAGCUGUACAGCCAACAUCCCUACAGUGGUGUGUCCGGUCUGAUGCGGACCUCGUCUCUGGGUUCGGGGGGGUGGGAUGAAGAGGGAGGUCUGGUCCACCUCCAACACUACGCUCCACCCUGGACCCGAAGAGAGAGACGGACGGUGCAGGAGGGAGGAUGUCAGAGGACGUGGAGCAAAAGAAACUGUCGCCAAUACAGCACCGAAGAAGAAGAAGAGGAGGAGGAGGAUGAUGAUGAUGAUGAUGAUGAUGAAGAAAUAGACGAGGAAGGAUUCUGGAGCAGCGCUGAGAUCAGGAGGCUUGUUUUCGUCCAGAAGAACACACCUGGCUCAGAUGCCUCCCCCUCCCCUGCCCGUCCUCGCCUGGCGGACACGUUGCGUCUGAGGGCGGGGCUCUUCUGCGUGUUUCCAUAUUUGGACGUGCGCUCGUUGCUGUGCGCCGCCGAGGUCUGCUCCGAUUGGCUGUUUGUUGCUAGGCACCCGGCCGUUUGGACACGCCUCCGGCUUGAAAAUGCCAGGGUGUCGGCGGAGUUCCUGACCACUCUUUCUCAGUGGUGCACUCAAACCCAGUCCGUGGUUCUACACAACCUCAAGCCUCGGAGCAGACGAGCCGACGAGACGCGGGAGGAUUACCACAAAAACACACGAGGCGUUGUGGAACCCGGGGUGGAGGUCCUGCUCCGGUCGGCGGGCGGCAGUCUGCUGCACCUGUCUGUCUCUCAGUGUCCUCACAUCCUCACUGACCGGACGCUGUGGUUGGCCAGCUGCUACAGCAGGAACCUGAACACACUCACAUACAGGAGCUCUUCAGAUCCUCUGGGUCACGAGGUUCUCUGGGCCCUGGGCGCAGGCUGCAGGAACAUCAGCAGCCUGCAGGUUGCGCCAGCCCACCCCUGUCAACAGCCCACUCGUUUUGGAAACCGCUGCCUGCAGACGAUUGGUCGAUGCUGGCCCCGCCUCCAGUACCUCAGUGUGGGCGGGGCCGGCUGUGGGACGCAGGGAUUGGUCGCUUUGGUGCAUAGCUGUACUCACCUGCAGGUGUUGGAGUUAGAGCGUGUUUCCGACCUCGGCCUGCAGGCGGCGACGGCGCUGUGUGAGGCCGGACUGAAGAGCGUACACACACUGAUCCUCACACACACUCCUGUCAGCGGCCAGGCCCUCCUGCACUUCCACAGUGUGUGUGAGAACAUCAGGUCCAUGGUGGUGGAGGUGUCGGUGUCGGAUUACUUUGAGGAGUCUGACUCUCAGGAGGCUCAGCAUCUGUUCGGAGAGAUCUCAAACACCCUGAAGGUUCUUCAGAAGCGUCCCGGCCUGUGUGACAUCCUGCAGGUUAAAACAGGAUGAUCCUGCUCACACACACACACACACACACACACACACACACACACACACACACACACACACACACACACACACACACACACACACACACACAUACACACACUAAGAGAACCUGAACUAAACCCUUAACUUUGUUAUUUCUUGCACUGUAGAGAGAAAACCCCUCAGUCUUCCUUUAGCAAUUUUAUUUUUCAUGAACAAAACUGAAAAAUCUCUUGUAUUUUUACUCUAUUUUUGACAAAAACCUGAACCUUAGUAAAGCCUUUUUUCCAUCCUAAGAAAUACAAUUAAUUCUCAAACUCUUUUUCUUACUAAUGAAGCUGAAUGUCCACCUCUUCAUCAGCUUUAUUCCCCUUAAAAUAACAGUUUCCUCCUUUUAAUAAACUCCUCAUUAUUAGAAGCCAUGGACCAAUGCUUAGCGGUAAGUACUUCUGGAACAUAUAACCCCUGGACUGAAGUCUCAGAAACCCUUUAUUCUUCCCUUAAGAUGUAUUUAAGCCCUUAUCCUGUAGCGUUACACUGAAAAAAAGCACAAUAACACAAAUAUAUUUGCACCAAAGACAUUCAGAUGUUUUUGUGACUUUAAUCCAUUGUGUGUUUUAACAUCUUUAUGUAACUGAAAGCUGCUAUGUGUCGUUUCAACGCCAGAAAUAAAUGUUCUCUUCCCACUUUUGGACAAUCUUGUGGCAUUAUUGAGCCGAUGAGUUUUCUAUGCCGGAUAUACGGAGUCCUGGGAGGGUCUUUAAGAUAAUAUAUAUGUGAAAAAUAAAUAAAAAGGAAACAGCUAAAUAAUAAAUAUGUCAAUACAAAUUAUAAUUGGGAAAAACAACAAUAAUAAAUCUAAAAUGUAAAACAUUUAAAACAAAACGUUUUUUAGUAAAAAACUGAAAAAGAAAGAAGGGUACAUUGUCAGAAAUAAUCAAUAUUUUCCCCCCAAAACUAUUUAUAUUUACACAUUUAUUGAUUAUUCUCAAACAGAUUUAAUCUUUUAUUUAUGGCCCUGUACGACCCCACAGCUAACUGACCACACAUUGGCCUGUCUG